Messenger RNA from Pyricularia pennisetigena, 621 nucleotides. RefSeq lists its product as uncharacterized. Gene Ontology annotation, cellular component: mitochondrion. NCBI's taxonomy places the organism in Eukaryota, Fungi, Ascomycota, Sordariomycetes, Magnaporthales, Pyriculariaceae. The transcript has a single exon. Gene Ontology annotation, biological process: protein import into mitochondrial matrix; protein folding; protein stabilization. Bases 1 to 621 code for a protein of 206 amino acids. Gene Ontology annotation, molecular function: zinc ion binding; protein-folding chaperone binding. The record is from RefSeq and is a predicted model, not a curated record.
AUGGCCUCGGCUCUGUCAUCCCAAUAUCUCAGAUUCUUACCCAGAAGGCUGCCGCAAAAUGCCACAUUCUCACGGAGGUUCACGUCAUCACCGGCGCCAAAGACACUUACCUGGAGCCAAGCGACGCAGAGCACCUCAGCAUUAAUGUCAAGGCCGUCGCGCCAACAGCAUCGCUCCUUUGUCAUCCCGCGACCGAACAAGCCCUCUCAGCCGCAACAGUCAUCAUCGCAAACGCCGCCCGCCACCGUCUCGUCUGCCGAUGCGAAAACCUCGGCCGGAGCGGCUCCCGAACGCUCAGAGAGGCUGCGCGUCGAGACCCAGCCGCACUACAGUCUGCACUUUACGUGUGUGCCGUGCGGACACCGCUCGGCGCACAAGAUAUCCAAGCAGGGCUACCACCACGGCUCGGUCCUCAUCACCUGCAGCGAGUGCAAGAACCGCCACGUCAUCAGCGACCACCUCGGCAUCUUUGGCGACCGCAAGGUCACGGUCGAGGACCUGAUGCGCGAGCGUGGCCACUCGUUCAAGAAGGGCGUGCUGGGCGAAAACGGCGACAUCGAGUACUGGCAUGACGACGCCGUGCCUGGGGAGUUCACCCCCGCUGCGGAUGGGCAAAAGUAG